This is a messenger RNA of Closterium sp. NIES-65, 3504 nucleotides long. The record is from the annotation of a GenBank genome assembly. NCBI's taxonomy places the organism in Eukaryota, Viridiplantae, Streptophyta, Zygnematophyceae, Desmidiales, Closteriaceae.
AUGAAGAAACCAUGUACAAUUAGUACGACUCCUUCAAGAGAAGACUCAUUCUCCCUCCUCCCCUUCCUCCCCUCCCUCCCCUCAUCCCUCCCCCUUCCGCCCCAGAAAACUCGCCCCUCCCCAUACCUCUCCCUUCCCCUCUUCCUCCGCCUCUCCCCCCACCUCUCCCCCCUCCUCCCAUCCCCCCUCCUGGAUGUCCCGGGCCUUCUCCCGGACCUCCCUGCCACCGAACCUGCGGCGGAGGCAUGGGUUCGUUCGGACCUCCCACCAUGCCCCGAGGAGGAGGCUCGGGAAAACCGAGGCUCGGAGAAUCCCUGCCUCCCCGGGCCUGGAGGCUCAGAGAACCCCUGCCUUCCCAGACCGGAAGCUCUGGGGAAGGGGCGGGGGAAGGAUGGGGAGGGCCCUGUCUCCCCUGGGGAGGAUGGGGGCCGUGGGGAGCAUGGGAGGGAUGGGGGGCGUGUUGGGGAUGGGGAGGAUAAGGACUUGACUGGGGGGGAUGGUUCGGGGGAUGGGGAGAUGAGUGGGAGGGGAGGGGGUGGAGCAUGUGAGGGGGAAGGUGGGGGGAUGGGUGAGAGGAGGGGUGUGGUUGGCCUUGAGAGGGGGGAUGGGGUGAGGCAUGAGGGGGAUGAGUUGGAGGUCCAUGUGGGGGACCAUGAGGUCCAGAAUGUGGUCCAGAGUGAGGCCCGGUACCCCUCCACAACCAUCCGAACCUCUUCAAACACCUGCACCACCGAUUGGUACCCCCCUGAAAACAACCUCUCCUCCACGCCUCCCAUCGUCAACCCCAUCCCCUCCAUCUCCCCUCCUCCCCUUCCUCCUCCUCUCCCUCCACCCCUUCCUCCUCCUCUACCUCCUCUUCCUCCACCUCCCCCGCUCCUUGCGCUUUGCGGUAAUGGUGGGGGGGAGGAAAAACCGGUCUCUCUUCUCUCCCCCAUCCCUCUUCCCUCUCUCAUCCCUCCUCCCUCUCUCAUCCCCCCUCCCUCUCUCAUCCCCCCUCCCUCGCCCAUCCCUCUUCCGUCCCUCAUCCCGCCUCCCUCUCUCAUCCCGCCUCCCUCCCUCAUCCCCCCACCCCCACGUGCUGCUGCUGCUGUGCCGAACCUACCUCCUCCUGGUUCCCUCCCCUCUUCUGAACCUGACCUGAAGCCUGGAGGGUUGCCGAACCUGUCAUCUCGAGCCUCGUUCCUCUCUGUCCUGUCUCCCCAAACCUCACCCUCACCGAACCUCUCAUUCCGAACCUCACUGCCACCGAACCUGUCCCUCUCAUCCCUCCCCUGGAAACCCCUCGGUGUUGAAACCCCCCUUCCAGGAAAUUCCCCUCCUCUUCCCCCCUGCCCUCUUCCUCCCUCCUGUCUCCCUCCCCCUCGCCCUCCCCUCCCCACUCCCUCCCUCCCCCCUCCUCUCCCUCCCCCCCUUCCCGCCCUCCCUCCUCCCCUCCCUCCUUCCCUCCCCCUUUCUCGUCCUCUACCUUCACCACUCCCCACUGCACUCAACCGCACUGCACUCUCUGGUGGGGGCCCAGGAGGUGGGGGUGGUGGCGGCAGCAAUUGUGGCCCUGCAAAACCAGCACCAGCAGCAGCAGAAGAAUCCGAACCAGCAGCAAAACCAGCACGAGCAGCAGAACCAAAACCAGAAGCAGAAGCAGAGGCAGAAGCAGAGGCAGAAGCAGAGGCAGAAGCAGAGGCAGAAGCAGAGGCAGAAGCAGAGGCAGAAGCAGAGGCAGAAGCAGAGGCAGAAGCAGAGGCAGAAGCAGAGGCAGAGGCAAGGGACAUUCUUGGUGUAGGCAGCGGUGGUGGUGGCGGUAAUGCUGAUUACGAUUCACCUGCCAUUGCUCCUGUCCCACCUGCAUUGCACCCUCCUCCUUCAUCUCCCCUUCCUCCCCCCUCUCCCCUUCCUCCAUCCCCUCUCCCCACUCCCCUCUCCCCUCCUCCCAUCCCUCCUCUCUUCCCCACUCUCUCUCCUCUCCCUCCUCCCACUCCCCUUCCUCUGCCUCCCCUUCCUCCCUCUCCUCUUCUCCCACCCUCUCCCCCUCCCUCACACCCUCUUGCAACUCUCCCUUUCUCAAUCCUCCCUCACUUCCUCUCCUCUCCCCUCUCUCACUCCACUCCUUCUCCCAAGACCCUCCCUUUUCACCCCUACCCACCAAGCCUACUCCAAUCCCCAUCCCACCAUCCUUCCCCCUCUCUCUACCACCAUCACUCUCCGCUCAACAUCCCUCUGCUAUCUUUACUCCCCUCAGCACAAACCCUCCUUACCGUCUCCUCGCUUCUCUCACUCUCCCUCCUCUCCCUCCCUCUGCUCCUCUCCCGCUCCCCGUCCCUUCCCCUUUCCAACUGCCCCUCCUCUCCUCGUCUCUCAUGCUCCCUCCUCUCCUUAUUCUCCCUGCUCUCUCUCCUCUCUCUACUCUCCCUAUUCUCCCUCCCAUCCUCGCUUCUCUCUCUACCACCUAAGGCUCGAUGCUCCUGCUUACCUCUAUCCAUCCCCACACCAGCAGCAGUACGAUCCCCCCUAUCCUUCUCCUCCCCUCCCACCCUCCCCUUCUCACUGACCCUUUCCCUCCCCCUCUCCCACACCCCCUCCCUCACCCCCUCUUUCUCCCCCUCUCUCUCCACUCCCUUUUCUCUCUCCCUCUCUCUGCCUCGUUCCCUCUCCCUCUCCCUCUCCCUCUCCCUCUCCCUCUCCCUCUCCCUCUCCCUCUCCCUCUCCCCCUCCCUCUCCCUCUUCCCUCUCGCUUUCUCUCCUUCCUCCCCCUCUCUUUUUCUCUCCUUCUCGCUUCCUCUAGACCUUUCCCCCUCUCUCCUUUCCCCCUCUCUCCUUUCCCCCUCUCUCCUUUCCCCUUCUCUCCUUUCAUCCCUCUCUUCUCCCUUUUUAUCCCCCACUCCUUCCCUCUCCCUCUCCCUCCCCCUCUCCCUCUCCCUCUCCCUCUCCCCAGCCCUUCCAUCCCCCUCUCUUCUGUCUCUCUCCUUUUCAUCCCUUCUGCCUCUCACCUCAAACUCCUUCCUCUCCUCCUUACUCCUUUCCCCCUUCCUUCUCUCCUCGCUCCUCCUCUCCUCCCUCCUCCUCCACUCCUCACUCCUUUCACGCACUUCCACCACCCUCCUCCCCUCAACCACCACCCCAUCACUCCCUUCCCUAGCCCUGACACUCUCCCUCCCUCUCUCCUUCUCACUCGCCCUGUCCUCAUCCCUCUUCCUAGACUCACUACUCAAACCAAAAGCAGUUUCUUUGUUUCUCUCCCCCCCCCCAACGCCCUCCUCUCGCUCUCUCUCCCCUCCUUCCACCCCUCUUUCUACCCACUCCUCUCCCUUCGUUCCCUUCGCAUCUCCCUCAUCCUCUCCACCUUCCUCCUUCCUCUCUUGUCCCUGCUCUUCCUGCUCACGACUCCCCCCACCUGCCCCACUCUCAGCCUUGACCUCUUCUGCAGCCUCUCCCUUCCUCUCUCCUGCUCCUCCCACACCAAUCUUGCCUUUCGUUUGUUUCUCCCCAAAACGGCCAUCCAACACUUGA